AUGGAGGCUGGAAACGAAGCAGAUGAUAGUGGUAACACGGUUGAUUCGUUGGCGUUGUUAUCGGAGGAGACGGGUGCGUUGAGUUUGAGUGUUUUUAGUGUUUGA
Molecule: messenger RNA, 105 nt
Organism: Anisakis simplex (herring worm)
Lineage: Eukaryota; Metazoa; Nematoda; Chromadorea; Rhabditida; Anisakidae
Source: the annotation of a GenBank genome assembly